Molecule: messenger RNA, 1977 nt
Organism: Sphenostylis stenocarpa
Lineage: Eukaryota; Viridiplantae; Streptophyta; Magnoliopsida; Fabales; Fabaceae
Source: the annotation of a GenBank genome assembly
AUGAGAGCAGCAAGAGACAAGCAUUUGCUUUUGGGUGGUAAGAGGGCGGAGUAUAACCCAGAUCAAUACCUCUGGGAAAAGGAAUUCACCCUUGCAAGUCGAACGUACCAAAGGCAGGAUUUGGAGGCAAGUAUGGACAUUAUCAAUUUGAUUGUUCUCAAGAACGCCCGAGGCUAUACCUUGAAGUGUAGCCAUUAUCUCCCAUCUCCUUUCCCUGAAGAUACUUCACUUCCUUGUGUUAUAUAUUGUCAUGGAAACAGUGGAUGUAGGGCAGAUGCCAAUGAAGCUGCUGUAAUUCUUCUUCCUUCAAAUAUUACUGUUUUUACCCUUGACUUCUCGGGUUCAGGCUUAUCAGAUGGAGACUAUGUCAGUCUUGGAUGGCAUGAAAAAGAUGAUCUCAAGAUAGUGGUGUCAUAUUUGAGGAACAACAAACAAAUAUCCCGUAUAGGUCUUUGGGGACGAUCAAUGGGUGCAGUUACUAGUCUUCUUUAUGGAGCUGAAGAUCCUUCUAUUGCUGGAAUGGUUUUGGAUAGUGCCUUUUCAAAUUUAUAUAAUCUUAUGAUGGAGCUUGUGGAUGUUUAUAAAAUUCGGCUUCCUAAAUUCACUGUUAAAAUGGCUGUGCAGUACAUGCGGCGGGUUAUUGAGAAGAAGGCAAAGUUUGAUAUUAUGAACCUGAACUGUUUGCUGGUUGCACCAAAGACAUUCAUUCCUGUUUUAUUUGGACAUGCAAGUGAUGACAAAUUCAUUCAACCCCACCAUUCUGAUCUCAUCUCUGAAUCCUAUGCGGGUGAUAAAAAUGUCAUAAAAUUUGAUGGUGAUCACAACUCCUCUCGGCCACAAUUCUUUUAUGAUUCAGUUUCCAUUUUCUUCUACAAUGUCCUCCACCCUCCUAAUGUUCCUAGAGCUCAUAAGCUUGAGAAAUAUUAUGAUUUGGGGGAUUUGAAACUUGGUAAUGGUGUGGACGAGCAUUCAUUAGAGUUGUCAGAUGGGCCAACACUAACCUAUUCAGCCUUGGCUCUGUGGGAUGGGGCCAAAGGUAAUCCAGUUAGAAAGCUGACACAUCCCAACCGGCAGCAGCCUUUGACUGUUGCUCCUAAUGGUCACUCCGGCAUUCCCUGGCAGUCACAUGAACUACAUCACAUACAACAUGGUUUGCCACAGGUGCCACUUUUGUAUCAUGCCGGUAGUGAUGGUCACGACUCUAAGAAGCUUGCUGACUCUUCAUCAUUCCUAUUUGCCAACGUAGAAACACCAAACUUUGAACCUUCUACUGAAACCACAAUCAUGCUAGAUUCAACUUCCAGGAAACAAUCAAAACUAACUGCAUAUACAAAUAACCCAAUGGCCAAGCCAGUAAAGAGUGCGGAGGAUGCCUGGGCCACAACAAGCCUAUUAUAUGAGAUUCUCUCUAGUCUGAGGUCUGCAUCAACCGAUGCUGCAAGUUCAUCUUCUGUGCUUCCAACAAUUUCCACCACAAAAUCAGUUUGCGAACUUCUUUCAGAAGUUGCACCAGUGACUGAUGUAGAAUCCUUUUUUAGAGAAGAUACUGAUGGCAAUGAUGAAACUGGCUAUGAUAUCCCCACGGAUGUGCAGGAUAAGCUAAAUGGCGAGCGUGAAGAUUGUUGCUCAUAUACGAGCUCAAAUAGAGAAAGUUGGGGCAGAUGUUCUUCUUUAGGAGGUAGUGAUGAAGAAUCUUGUGAAGAUUUAAGGGCUGAUGAUACCCUCUCUCAGUCUGUGCUUCACAUGCAUGAUGAUGUGUUUGCCACACCUAUGCGUAGUAUGAAUGAAAAAUCGUUGGACCCAAAAGAAGGAGAUGACAAAAAGCACAAGAAGAAGAAUAAGAAAAAGAAGAAAAAGAAAGAUGAAAGUGUGAAGAAGCCAAAGAGCGAGAGAUUUGAGAAGCUGGAAGCUCUAAGCAGACGUCUGCGGCUUUGCCUUAUGAAGGGAUCAAACCAUCGAAGGCACAAGUCCUCUUAA